Molecule: messenger RNA, 906 nt
Organism: Pollicipes pollicipes
Lineage: Eukaryota; Metazoa; Arthropoda; Thecostraca; Pollicipedomorpha; Pollicipedidae
Product: paired mesoderm homeobox protein 2B
Exons: 4
Coding region: 43-744 (233 amino acids)
Biological process (GO): regulation of transcription by RNA polymerase II
Molecular function (GO): DNA-binding transcription factor activity, RNA polymerase II-specific; RNA polymerase II transcription regulatory region sequence-specific DNA binding
Source: RefSeq, a predicted model, not a curated record
GCGAGGCCGCAGGAGCAUCACCGGCCACCCUUCCAUCACGGCAUGAACCUGCAGGGACUGCCCUACAAGAUGUACAGCGCCCACGACACCAUGCUGACGGAGAAGCGGAAGCAGCGGCGCAUCCGCACCACUUUCACGUCGGCGCAGCUGAAGGAGCUGGAGAAGGCCUUUCAGGAGACUCACUACCCAGACAUCUACACCCGUGAAGAGAUCGCCAUGAAGAUCGACCUCACGGAGGCCAGGGUCCAGGUGUGGUUUCAAAACCGGCGGGCAAAGUUCCGGAAACAGGAACGCAUGAACCAGCAGAAACAGGCGGUCAACAACAACAACACGGGAGACGCGGGCGCAGGCGGCCAGGCGAACAAAACGGAUGGCAAGCCACCGACUGGACAGAGCAAGGACACGAAACCGACUCCGCCCGGUCAGGAGCUGGACUCCAAACCACACCCUCCAGUCUCGUCCCCGGACGUCAACAAGUGGGCCCCUGUGGCGGGCAGCUCCAACAGUCCGUCCCCGCACCAGGUGGCGCCUCCGCCACCACCGCCUCCGCCGCCUCCGCCGCCUCCGCCGCCCCGGUCUGGCCAGAACACGCCGCCGCCACUCAGCACCGCCAGUCACGUGUACGGCCCGCCGCCGCCGCAGAGUGCCCUGCCCGGCGGACCCUUCUCCAGCCUGCUGAACUCGGCCGCGCCCUACCUGCUGGGCGGCGAGACGCGGGCACUGACCCACCACCACCUGUUCUGAGCGGCGAGGCUGGGAUCGGCCCGUCACCGUCUCCUCUGAUUAGCGGGACUGCGAACUGAACUACCAUCUUUUCUUCUGAGCGACUGUCUGUUCCGAGCGACGAAAACAGGUAACUGACCCACCACCGUCUCUUCUGAGCAGCGAGAGCCGAAGACUGACCCA